AUGGUAGACUUGGAAAUCGAAGACACUCUUCAGGAUGAUACGGGCGAUAAAUGCGCUUUUCCAGCUGUCCUCGAUGUGGUGCUCUUUAAUCGUGAGCAAAUUCUAGUCCUUCAGACAUCCGCCGUGGGUAUCCCGCUUCCCUCCAUCAAAUGGUACGGCAAAUUGAGUGGAAACUCGACGUCCGGAUGGAAAACGCUAGAAUCUACAAUGUUUGAUAAACGAAAUGAUUCAAUUGCGAGCUUCGCUAAAAUUGAUUUCUUCGAGGGCACGUUGAAUAUACUCUGCGUGGCGGAAAAUGUCGCUGGGUCAAGCCACGAAGAGAUUUGUCUGACCACUGAUGUCUCAGAAGUUUUAUCGAAAAGAUGCAUCCUCAUCAAAUUCGAUCCUCAAGGACGACUUCUUACGUGGAUAACACCAGAUACUCUCAUGCCUUCCCGAAUUGGAUUGAGACAAACGAAGAUGAUGGCGAAAAACGAGACCGUAUUUGCCCAGCAUGUUAUUCCAAUAUCAGCUAAAGACGUUCCAACUCCUACGAAUACUCCUACCAUCGAAAGUUCUGUCAACGGGGGUGAAAUCGCUGCCAAUACAAAUUUGCCGAGCUCAACUAUUCAAAUGAAAGAAGUGCAUAACGAUAAACCUGUCCACUUUUCCACUAGAAUAGGAAGAGGAACUGUGUUGCCAACCAGCGUUACUCAUUUAACGACUACUCGCAAACUGGAGGCAGCGUCACAGUCGACGACGGAAAAGCCCCGACCUACGGAGAAAACUGUUGUCUCAAGAAAAAAGGCUCAAGAAAUUCUUGUUUCGCGAACGUAUCAGGAAAAAAUCCUUGCUUCCCUUCAUUUAUCCCCAAAUGGAUACUUUAGAAACAGAACGAUUGGCGACUGGAGAUUCGGUGACCCCAUAAAGAACAUCAUGAGGGGCAUCGAUCCCUACGUCCGUCACAAAAUCACUAAAGAGACUGCAAAGGUGAUAAUCUUUUUUAUUCUCAUUGCGUCCGUGAUGCUUCUUGGCUGCUCUGGAACAUUGGUCUGGAUCAUGGUUUCGGAAAAGAGGAAGAAUAAGAAAAUUACCAAAAGAAUGUCUUCUGUUUCUGAUGCAUCAUUUCAUAAAUAA
Molecule: messenger RNA, 1116 nt
Organism: Oikopleura dioica
Lineage: Eukaryota; Metazoa; Chordata; Appendicularia; Copelata; Oikopleuridae
Source: the annotation of a GenBank genome assembly